UCUUAGCUCAUUUUUAAUGGUGGGUUCAAUUACGAUCUAUAGAGACCAUUGGUGGUGAGAGAGAUGAAGUAUUAGAGCUUUUGAGGAAUGUGAUGUCUUUUUGGAGAAAAAUAAAUAAGGAUAGAAAUGUCUAAAUAUGGUUAUAACAUGAAAGAAUUAGAAGGUUGGAUUAAUUUUCCAAUUUGACCUUCAUUUUGAGUCUCAUGUCCAAAUAACCCAGACGUGUCUGCACCUCCCUUUCAUUGAGAAGUAAAGAAAUAGGCUGUGAUAUGUGAAACAAGACUUUCUUCUCUGCCAUGUCCGAGGAAGACAUACCUUGUAAAUCUCCGUAUGAACCUCGACCAAACCCUAUCCCUAACCCUAACCCUAACCCUAGCCCUAACCCCAACCCUGACAUUUCCAACGACGAUGAGAACAACAAUAGCAUCAACACUUGCGAGUCCUUGGGCACAGCAAUAUCCUCCAUGCUGGGCUCUGUAAUUAGGGACUUCGAUUCCAGAGCUGACGCCGUUAUUCGAAGCCAGGAUCACCUCUCUCUCGUCAUUGAUCGUCUCACCGGAGAGCUUGAUAAAUUAUUAGAAGAUGCACCCUUGCCAUUCAUCAUGCAACAUGCUGCCAAGAUUUCUGGUGUUAGAAAGAGAGUUUCAUCAUUGAAUUCACUUCUAAAAUCUAUACAGCGUCGUGUUGAUAAUAUCGAUGGAAUGCUAUCCAUGGGAUUGGCACAUGAGAAAACAAUCACAGCAAGUUCUGGACAUUAUUAACAUUCAUAUCUAUGAGAGUGGUAGAAAAGCCAGUUUCAAGUUCAAUCAGGACUGCUCUAUUUGUUGGCAUGUAAUAUGUUUUGCCUUCUCAGUUGAGCUUGUUAUAAAAUAUCUUUUGACUACCACUUGCUCCAAAAGCUUAAGCUGACUGAGGGCUUGGGGUUCUAGAAAUGGUCUGAGCCAAGACUUACAGGGAAUCACAACUGUGAUACCUCGUGAGAUUUAUUUAGCCCAAAAUCUUAAACUCUUGAAUAGACCUGCCUCAAAUUUACCCUCCGGUGUGCACUAUAGUUUCUUGUAGAUGCAAAUGUAUCGAUUGGAAGAUUUGUGAUAUUUGUACACAAAUAAACUUUCAGGUUUCUUGUAAUAUGAGAUGCAACUUGUUUGUCAAUUCAAUGUUUCCAACCUGCAAGGACCAAGUACUAAGAAGAAUGGGAAGAUAAUGUUCCAAGACGUGAUCAGGCAGUCUGGUUAUAAAUGUGAACUCUGACAACAAAGAAUUGGUUUCCAUUUCAACAGCUUGGAAAUGGACCUUAAUCAGCUGACAUGAUAGCAAAAGCGGCUUUAUAACCUGAACAAUUCUAUUUGGCUUCGCUUGAUUUAGUUGUUUGAUUUGAUUUGGGUUUCUUAUUGUCUAAAGGAAGGGCCCAGAUAUCAAAACCCUGGAGGAAAUAUUUUUAUUCCCAGAUCUUGUAUGAUUGAUUUGUUCUCUUUCAAUUCAAUUGAUGUUUUAUUGGUGAGGUUUUGUA
Molecule: messenger RNA, 1510 nt
Organism: Vitis vinifera (wine grape)
Lineage: Eukaryota; Viridiplantae; Streptophyta; Magnoliopsida; Vitales; Vitaceae
Exons: 4
Coding region: 297-761 (154 amino acids)
Biological process (GO): lysosome organization; regulation of synaptic vesicle exocytosis; endosome to lysosome transport
Cellular component (GO): synaptic vesicle; BORC complex; BLOC-1 complex
Molecular function (GO): SNARE binding
Source: RefSeq, a predicted model, not a curated record